CACAGAUAUUCUCUGGCUGCACAAUGGCUGUGCAUUGUAACAGGGUUUCCUUUGAUCUUCACUGAGUUGACUAUGACAUCAUUGUGACAUGCUAUUAGACACAGCUCUCAAAGGAGAUGUUUGAAUCAGCAGUCAUUCAGGACAACUAGAGAUUAUUUUCAGACUAAUUUCACAUAGGACAAGACAACUUUAAGAGAUUUCAAGAUGAGUAACCAGAAUUUCUAUGUGUUUGGACUCAAGAGCUUGAUGGAGUGUAUUUCAAGAGCAGUCCUCCUCUCACAACCAACCAACAUCCCUGACUUUAUACAACAGUAUAUGUUAGGAAUUAUGGACUUCAGAGAAUCUCAUCCUGAAUCGGAUCCCAAGAUAGCUGCCUUCAACUACCAAGAGCUAUGGGAGAUUCAAUUCCUGAGAAAAAUGAGGAGAAGGAGAACGACUUCGACUGACCAUUUUGUGCCAUCCCCAGAGGAGCUAGAGGAGGCACAGAAGAUGCUGUUUACAGACUUGGCCUCUUCUAGGACUUCAACCAAGACUACGGCGUCAAUUGCAGCACCUCAUUCUGUGCUGUCCACAGAGGAGGUACAUUCUGAAAAAAAAGUACGGCAAGAUAAAGGAACCACAGACAAACAACAAACUGACAUACCCCAGCAAAAGUCCCAGCGCAAAAUGCCAUUGAUACCAAAAAAAGUUUCAUCAUCUACAGAUGCUUCAGGGUCCAAAUCAAGGGCAGACAGGCUACCAUCCACAACCUCAACAACAACAGUAGACAACUUGACAAAAUCAACAGAGAAGUCCCAGGACAAAGUCCAAACAAAGAAAACAGUAGUAUUUGCAGAGGACUCAAAGUCAAAUUCCAGGGAAGUCAGUCUCCCACCAAAAACUAGUGAGAGAAUCACUGGCAGUGAGAAGAUAACAACAAGGGCACCCAAGACCACAAUCCCUUGUACUAGAAAAGUUCGAACACCUGCUGAUGCUUCAGGAUCAAAAUCCAGAGCAGUCAGUCUGCCCUCCAAAACCCAAGAAAAAACAACAAACAAUGUCACAACAGAAAUACUGAAAACUCGGCCCACAGUCCCACCAACUACAAAAAUAGUUUCAACACCUGCCGAUGCUUCAGGAUCAAAAUCCAGAGCAGUCAGUCUGCCUUCAAAAAGCAUGGAAAAAACAACAGAAAUUGUCAAAACAAAAAUACUGAAAAGUCCGCCCACAGUUCCACCAACUAGAAAAUUAGUUCCAAGAACUGUAGAUACUUCAGGAUCAAAAUCCAGAGCAGUCAGUCUGCCUUCCAAAAGCAUGGAAAAAACAACAGAAAUUGUCAAAACAAAAAUACUGAAAAGUCCGCCCACAGUUCCACCAACUAGAAAAUUAGUUCCAAGAACUGUAGAUACUUCAGGAUCAAAAUCCAGAGCAGUCAGUCUGCCUUCCAAAAGCAUGGAAAAAACAACAGAAAUUGUCAAAACAAAAAUACUGAAAAGUCCGCCCACAGUUCCACCAACUAGAAAAUUAGUUCCAAGAACUGUAGAUACUUCAGGAUCAAAAUCCAGAGCAGUCAGUCUGCCUUCCAAAAGCAUGGAAAAAACAACAGAAAUUGUCAAAACAGAAAUACUGAAAAGUCCGCCCACAGUUCCACCAACUAGAAAAUUAGUUCCAAGAACUGUAGAUGCUUCAGGAUCAAAAUCCAGAGCAGUCCGUCUGCCUUCCAAAAGCAUGGAAAAAACAACAGAAGAACUGAAAACCUGGCCCACAGUCCCACCAACUAGAAAAUUAGUUCCAAGAACUGUAGAUGCUUCAGGAUCAAAAUCCAGAGCAGUUGGCCUGCCCAACAAACCUCUGAAAACGACCAGUAACAAUCUUGAGAAAAUAUCAGAAAAAACCCAGACCAUUGUUCCACCUAUUUUGAAGAAAAAAUGUUCACAUGCAGAAGUUUCAGCUUCAAAAUCAAAUACAGCCAGUCACCCCCAGAACCUUCUUGAAGCAACCACAAACAGAAAAAAAACAUGUCAGGCAGUGCCACCAGUUCAGAAAAAAAAUAUCAAUCAGACCCCCAAACCUUCCCAUACCCCUAAAACAGUUUCACAAAAGCUUGUUCUUCCACCCGUUACACAGAAGAUGACCAGGGUUCAACCAUCUGUGGUUAAAGGUAAGGAUCUCACAGCUAAAUCUAGUAUGGAAUCAAAAAUAAACAGGGAGGUGGAAUACGGUACACCAAAAACUAGUGCACCCAUGCCAAAAGUCACAGAUGGACCAAAGAAACCAGAACCAGAGAGCACUAGCACAAGACAUACUCAACCAAAAACCCAGAAGCCGAAAAUUGAAAAGAUUAAGAGUUGCUUCAAAAUUUUACCAGACAAGCCCCAAGUACCAAAGGUUCCAUGGGAAGACACCCAUGUAGGACCAGAAAAAAAAGAGAGAAAAAUUCACCACCCUCAGGGUUCAGCAGCUGCCUCGAGUUGUAACCAUACCUGUCCUCAUCCACCACUUUGUGUUGUUCGGGUUAUUAAAUACAAGCGUAUGCAGAUAGUAGCCACACAGCCACAACAAUAAUCCUAUUUAGUUGUUGUUUUCUUAUCAUCCCAACAGAUUCCAUCAGCCUUACUCCUUCCCAAUGUAAAAAUAAAUAUUCUAUUCUA
Molecule: messenger RNA, 2630 nt
Organism: Notolabrus celidotus (New Zealand spotty)
Lineage: Eukaryota; Metazoa; Chordata; Actinopteri; Labriformes; Labridae
Product: titin-like
Exons: 2
Coding region: 205-2544 (779 amino acids)
Source: RefSeq, a predicted model, not a curated record